Messenger RNA from Anopheles gambiae (African malaria mosquito), 19009 nucleotides. It is a transcript of the gene osa, whose product is annotated as trithorax group protein osa. Gene Ontology annotation, biological process: positive regulation of DNA-templated transcription; chromatin remodeling; regulation of transcription by RNA polymerase II. NCBI's taxonomy places the organism in Eukaryota, Metazoa, Arthropoda, Insecta, Diptera, Culicidae. Gene Ontology annotation, cellular component: SWI/SNF complex; nBAF complex; nucleoplasm. The record is from RefSeq and is a predicted model, not a curated record. The coding region runs from base 3336 to 13460 and encodes 3374 amino acids. Gene Ontology annotation, molecular function: nucleosome binding; DNA binding. The transcript has 19 exons.
GCAACAGAACAGUACGCGCGCUGGACGUAUCGGUGUGUGCGUGUGUGUGUGUGCGUGCGUACGCGUCGGCAGAAAGGUAUACGGACAGCGUCACCAGCGGUGAGUGUGUGCGUGUGUACGUUCCGAAAAUUGUUCAAAUCGAAGCACAAGCAACCAAGCAGCCAGAGAGAAGCGCAGACCAAGCGAAAAACGCGAACGCGGAGAUUUCCUUUCGGUCGUUUCGGGCAAAUUUGGACCGCUUUCCGUACGUGGACGGGCCGCAAAAGACGGUCCCGGAUCGGCGUAACCAUCGCGUGCAUCGAUUCGCUGUUAGUUUUAGCAUCCCCGGAGGGUUUUCAAUCUUGUACGGUCGGAAUCGGAAAAAAACAUCCAAGUAUUAUUCCCAACAAAGAGAGAAAGACGCUCGGUUUUCCCUGCACGGUGCAGGAGCACAAGGGCGCAUUGGUAGAGCGUUAGUUUAAACCGCGGUACGGAAGCCAAGACGGACACACCUGCCUGCAGGGGGGGAGAGUGACAGAGACCACGGUGUGGCCACGACACGGUCCACACGGUAAUGGCGUAAACCGGAGAAAAGUGGCCGUUUUUUGUGAUCGUGUUGUGUACCACGGACAUUAAAUGCUGGCCGCCGCCCCUCGCUCUCCUCUACUCCCCGGUACAUGUGUGUAUGUGUGUGUGUGUAAGCGCCUGGUGGUGCUGUGCGGCCUGCUUCGUCUUGGGGCACACGCGCACCGGAGAUAUAUUUCCGUACAGAUCACGGCAGGCUGCGACAUUUUUCCUAGAUUUUUUAGUGUGGUGUACCGUUCGGUCGUUUAGGGGGGGAUUUUUUUGUGGUCUCGGGUCCUCUUUGUGCCGUGUGGCCAGUCCCCAUUUCCGGCCCCCAAAAAGUACUGUGCGUGUGUUUGUGUGUGUGUGUGUGUGUGAGAGAGAGAGAGAGUAAAACGUGACCAAUGUGUGACGAGUCGUGUAGAGAAGGUGCGUUUCAGUGCAAAGUGGUGUGUUUCUGCAAACUCAAACAAUUUCCCUUCGAAUGCUAAGUCGGAAAAGCGCAAAGAACGUGGACCCGCAACAGAAAGGUGAACGCAAGCAAGCAAGAAAGCAAUCAAGAAUAAUCAAGCCGGGAAGCUGUUAAUGACGAGGAACGAUUUGGUGCGGGGUAGACAGGGUACGCACACACACAAAAACACACAUACACACAUACACACACAAAUGUUUGCAUCGAAAGGAAACCGAAACCGGCUUACAGAGCAGAGUGGUGGUGGUGGUGCUGCUGCUGUGGAUGUCGCCCCAUUGACGUCGUGGGAAAUGCUACCCCAUCGUUCCAUUUCACUUCCGUUGGGGUCUUGAGGUGUACUUUCCACACGCACUAGACUGCCGGAUGUGCCAGCCGCGGACUGCUCGGAUCUUAUCUGCACUGAGCCGGGGGGGAAUCGAAAUCGAAGCGAAUUCCGCCAACAGGGUCUCCCAGCAGAUCGGCAGAGGGCCACAACACGUCAAACAGAUCGUGCCUUCUUCCCAACUUGACGAGCCCGCUGCAAUUCGAACCUUCCGUUGCCAUAUCGACAGCAUCCAUCACCAUAUCCGUGUCCAGCAAAUGGUGCGACUAGAAGAGAGGUUCUCCCCCGUCGCGUCGUGCGCCCUGUGUUUUACUGUGCAGAGAACCUUUUUCGCUGAAACAACCCUCCGCAGACACCGUCACCUUCCACCUGACUGUCGCAAGGUUGUGCCACACUGACUGUCGCAGAUGCACAUAAUACAUUACACAUUACACGGAAAAACAAAAAGAAAUCAAUCAAAACAAUCUCAAUCCAGCGGUGUCGUGUUUGUGUGUGUGUGUGCGGCCGUGUGACAGUGACUGUGAAUGUGAUGCCGGUUCAAACACAAGUGCAUAAUUCGGAUUGUUUUUUUUAUGUCCUGCUUCUCGGGCUUGUUUUCCCACCCCUUAUCUUUACAACAGCUCACCAUUCAUAGCAAACAAGUGUGUGAUCAUGUGUGUGUGUGUGUGCUAUUUUCUUCUUUUUGGAAGCGUUUGUCCCUGUACUUCGGGUUGCGGUUUUAAGCAUUUUUGUUUGUUUGUUUGAAGGUUUAAACCGCCACCUGUUUGAUGGAUUAUUGUGGUUGUGCACAGGGGGAGAGGGGGGGGGGGGGGGGUGUAAUGAUGGUCACUAGGUGGCGGAAGACGGUGAAAACGACGCUAUCUAGACGCUAUAAACGCUCAGCACCGGGAUGUGUCCGUGACGUUUCAUCAUCUACCCGGCUGGGAAAGCGCCUUCGUAUGCGUGAGUGUGUGUUUCUAAUCAAAGUUUGUUGUGUAUCAUUUGCAGGAAAAAAAAAUGCAUCCGAGCAAUGGAUGCUCCUCGUAAGCAAAAGUGUGGUCUCUAAUCCGUGUUUGCGCGCGCGCGCGUUUGUGUGUGUGUGCGUCUAUAAUUCGCGUGCGUGUGUGUGAUAAUGCUCGACGCCGCCGCGUGUGUUUGUACGUCGUGUGUGCUACAGUAGAGGCAGCGUUAGAAGAAGAAGAAGAAGAAGCAGUUAUUGUCGCGUGAAAGUGUAAGUGUAUCGAAAUAUGUGCAAGUGUAGAGAGGAGAAUGUAAGUGAAAAAGUCGCAUAAUCGAUGUAGUAGCGUGUGCGUGUUUGUGUGGGAAAAAGUGAUAAAUUAAAGAAAAAAGAGAAAGAAAAGGUUAAGUAUUACUGGAAAAUUGUUUCUCCCGCCAAGUGUGUGUGUGUGUGUGCGCGCGCGCACCAAAUCCUCUCUCGUGAGUUGAAUGCGCUUAGUGUAUAUGUGCAUUUAUGCGUCGCCGUGUGGUGUGUGCACGCGUGUUCGCGUGUGUAUGUGUGUCAGAGUUUAGUGUAAUCGUGCGUGAGUGUGUGUAGCAGUAGUAGUACCGGAUCCGUCUCUGUGUGUACGAUUGUCAUGAAUAUUGUGUCGCGCACAGUCGUCGUCACCAUUGUUGUUUGCAAGUGAGAAAAAACGUUCUUGAAGAGCCUAAGGCGGCGGGCAGUGUAGUGUACGCAGGAGGAGGGGAAACAGGCGAAAAGUACGUCUCGCCGCUCCCCUUCCCCGCCCCGAUCGCAAUAUGUUGGAAUCGAACUCGCGCCGUGCGAGCAGAACAGUAGCGGCCGCCGAACAGCAGCAGCAGCAGCAGCAGCAGCACCACCGCUAAGUGGGUGUUGCCGCGUCGUUUCACCGGAAACUCAAAUACAAACUCACCCCGCCCCGAGAACAACAUAACAAAACAAAUACUAAGGAGCCGAGCGCCAGCCGCCGGCUAGAGAAGGGAAUUCCUACGGCCCCGAAGCGCCCACAGAAGGGGAGAGGAGGAUCACAGCCGCCAGCAGAGAUGGGCGAUCCGAAGAACAAAAAUUCAGCGGCAGGUUCGGCCGGCGGAGCGGGAGGCGCAUCGUCGACGGCGGCUGCCUCCGGCACGACCACCACGACCACGUCGUCGGCGGCCGGACCGGUCACAACGCCGCAGCAGCAGCAGCAGCACCAUCAGCCGCCCUCGCAUCAUCCGCACGGGCCGCCGCAUCCACAUCACCACCAGCAGGGGCCGCCGCCGCCGCAUCAUCCGCACGGGCCUCCCCAUCCGCUGCACAUGCCGCCCCAUCCGCACCACCACCCGCACCACCAUCCGGGCGGACCGCCGGGGGCGGCCGGUGGGGAGCAUCAGCAGCCGCCACCACCGCCGGGUCAUGGGCCGCCACCUCCGCCCCACCACCCGUACGACCAUCACCAUCCCGGGGCGGGCGAUGCCCCGAACGGCGGCGGGGGUGCAUCCGGCGGCGGCAAGGAUGACGGACCGCCGCCACCGCCCCACCACGGGCACGGUGGGCCGCCGCCGCCGCCCAUGGGCCACCACCAUCAUCAGAUGCAGCAUCACGGGUACGGGCAGCCGCCGCCGCCGCCCAUGCAGCAUCAGCAGCAGUACGCGCCCCGCUACCACCACCACCAUCCGCACCAUCCGCACGAUCCGAACGUGCAGGGGCCGCCGCCGCCGCCCCCGGGCGCCGGCGCCCCGGACCCGUACGCGCACUAUCACCAUGCGCACCGUAUGAGUGCGGCGGCGGCCGCCGCUGCAGCCGCAGCAGCCGCCGCCGCCUCGUCCGGGGGUGGCGGAGGAGCGCCCGGCAGUGCAGGGCCGGGCGGGUCCGGUACGCCGCCGCCCCCCUCGCCACAGCAGCAUCCGGGCGGGAAGCCGGCGGCCGCGGCGGCCGCCGCAACUGCAGCCGCCGCCGCAGCAGCAGCCGCCACCGGCAGUCCGAUGCAUGGGCGGCACGGUCGCUACAUGUCUCAGCAGCCGACGGCAGCUGGUGCGGGCGGCGGUGCCGGCCAGCCACCGCCAGGCGGUGGAGCGGCAGCCGCCGGCCAGCCGCCCGGUGGACCGGCAGCCGCCGGCGGCCCGACGCCGACGCUCAACUCGCUGCUCCAGUCGCACCCGCCGCCGCCACCGGGCCAUCCGGGGGCGCCGCACCAUCGCUAUCCGCCCGGCGGGUACGAUCCGUCGGCCGGCUCGCCCCAGGGCCAGCAGCCGCCCGGUCCGGGUCAGCCGCCGGGUCCGCCGGGCGGUGGACCGCCGGGCCAGGGCCAGCCCGGUAUGCACCCGUACCACGGGGGACAUCAGCAGCAGGGCUGGGCGCCGCCACCCCGACCCUACAGUCCGCACUCGCAGCCGUAUCGGCCGCCGCCACCGGGUAAUACCGGACGAGGACAGUCACCAUAUCCGCCGGGGCCACCGGGCCAAGCGCCCGGCGGCGGCUACCCACCGCCGCAGCCACCCGCCGCCGGCCAGGGAUCGCAGCAGCCGCCCGGGCCCCCGCAGGCAGCCGGCGCUGGCCAGCCCGGCACCGGGGCCGGCGGCCCGCCCGGCCAGGGACCACCGCCGGCGGGUGGCCCUGGCGGGCCCGCGGGCGGAGCGCCCGGCCAGUCACCACAGCACCAUCCGCCCACCUCCCAGGGACCGCCCGCCAACGCGCAGUACACGCCCUACCAGCCGCAGCGCUACCCGACGCCCGGCGGUCCCAACGCACCGAACCAUCGCACCCCGUACCCUCCGCAUCAGUAUGAACCGGUCAGGUCGUGGCCAUCGCCAGCAGCUAGCCCGGGACCGGGUCCGGGCCACAUGCCUCCCUCACCACACGGACCCCCGCAGAGUCCUGGGCAGCAGCAGCAACAGCAGCAGCACGGUGGCGGCCCCAGCCCGUCACCGCAGCCACCGCAGCCGGCUCCCUCACCACAUCAGGUACGUGACACCGGCUUCUUCCUCUCGCAGAUUGGUUCGGACGAGCUUCGGAGUGUAGAUUCGACGGGUCAAAACAGUAAUGACAGCACGACGGGAGGUAGUGGCGGGCCCGGCAAUUCUGCAGGACCAACGGGCAUCCACGGUGCACCCGGCACACCGAACUCCUCCUCUUCGUCGUCGUCUCAGGGCAUGAGGCCAACGCCGUCGCCAACCGGUUCUGGUAGCGGGUCGCGUUCCAUGUCACCGGCAGUAGGCCAACAAAGUAUUUCGAUGCCUCCUCGUCCAUCCAGCAGUCACUCGCAAGCGCCAAACCAGCAACAGCAAGGACCGAACCAUCAGCACGGCGGCAGCAACAGCAAUCUCGUGCACGGUCAGCAGCAGCAGCAGCAGACGCAAGGACCACCGCCAGGAACACCGGAACACCACGCCCGUGUAGCCUCGCCGAAUCGUCCCCCGUCGGCUUCCGCCCAGCAGCAGCAGCAGCAACAACUUCCGCCAGUGUCGUCCGCACCCGCGGGCGGCCCAGCGUUACCGCCGUCGUCGCAGGCAGGUGCCGCCGGAGGGUCGGCAGCAGCGGCCUCCGCGAUGGCCGCCCAAGGCUACCCGGCGCAACCGCCCCAUCCACCGCACAUGCACGGUGGCCCGUACAAGAUGGGCCCGGGUGGCCCGGGAGGCAUGCCGCCGGGUGGGCCCGGCCAGCAGAUGUCACCUUACCCGCCACCCCCGCACCAGCAGCCACCUCCGCAGUCGCAGCAGUAUUCACCACACUCGCCCGCGAGUUACUCGCCGCGUCCGCAAUACCCGGGAGCGUACGGCCCGUCGCCACCGGUGCCGGGGCCGCCGCCACCGCCCGGCACCCAGUCGGCCCAGGGUCCGCCCGGCAGCGGGGGUCCGCAACCGCCACACCCGCCGCCGCCCGGCGGCUAUCCGGGACAGCACCGGAUGCCGAACCACGUGGGUGCCGGGGGACCACCGCCACCGCCCCACUCGCAGUACCCUCCGCACCAGUAUCCGCACCAGCCGCCAAGCCCCUGGGGACCACCGCACACGCAGCAGGCCGGCGGCCCGGGUGGAGCCGGCGCGGGCCAUGUAAAUAAUCAUGUACAGCAAUCGCAACAGGGCCAGGGCGGGCCACCGACGCCCGGCGGUGCCGGCGGACCGCGGCAAGUCAAGGGAAUGCCGCCCGGUCCGCCGGGAGCUGGCGGCGUACAUCCGCAGUCGCCCCAGCAGCAGCAGCAGCAACACUCCCAACACCAUCAGCCACCGCCACCACAUCAUCAGCCGCACCAUCAGGCGCAUCAUCAGUCCCCGCACCAUCCGGGCGGCCAGUCCCAGCAGCCGCCGCCCCAGAGCGGUUCGCCCCAGCCGCUCAACUACCUGAAGCAGCACCUUCAGCACAAGGGCGCGUACAGUGGAGCGCCCAGCCCGACGCCACCGCCCGGCCAGGGGUACGGCAACGGGCCCGGAAUGCAUCCACCGAUGGGUCCGCCACACCACAUGGGCCCCCCGAUGGGGCUGCCGCCGCCACCGAACGCGAGCAGCAUGGGUCCGCCGCCACCGGCCGGUACACCACCGAACCAGUCACCGUCCGGUGCGGGCGGCAGUGGCGCCCUCGGACAUCCGCAGCACCCGUCGCAGCAGGACGGCGGGCAUCCGCCUUCGCCGCACGGGCAACAGCAGCAGCAGCAGCCUCCGUCGCAGCCCCAGCACCCCGGGCAGCAGCAGCAGUCGCAACAAUCGCAGCAGCAGCCUCCCCACUCGCCCCACCAUCAUCCGCAUGGGCCACCGCCGCCGCCCCACCAGCAUCCGGGCCACCAUCCCGGUGCCGAUGUGCCGCCGCAGCCACCACACCACGGGCUGCUGGCGGGAGCGGGCCAGGACAACGGUAUCGGCAAUGCGGCUGGCGGGCCGGGAGCAGGAGGAGGAGCGGGUGGAGGUCCACACCAUCACCAUCAUCCCCAUCAUCAUCAUCCAGUUACCUCACUCGUUACGACGGGACCUGAUGGCGCUCCACUCGACGAAGCCAGUCAGCAGAGCACCUUAUCCAAUACCUCAGUAGCUUCCGGAGAAGAUCCCACGUGCUCGACGCCGAAAUCGCGGAAAAACGACCACUACAACCAAAGCCAUCUGACGAACACCAACACGCCGUCGUCGUCGAAUGCGUCGCCCGGACCGCACAACGCACACGAAGACUUUGAGCUCAACUCGUCCCCCACAUCCUGGCCGCGGACGCCAGCUAGUCCAGUAUUUAACAGUCACGUUCCUCCGACGCCGGAGACACCUUUUAGAUCCACUAAGCAGAAAUCGGACAGCUUGAACAAGCUGUACGAGAUGGACGACAAGCCGGACCGGCGCGUGUUUCUGGACAAGCUGCUGGCGUACAUGGACGAGCGAAGGACCCCGAUCACGGCCUGCCCGACGAUCUCGAAGACACCGUUGGAUCUGUACAAGCUGUACGUGUACGUGCAGGAGCGCGGCGGGUUUGUUGAGGUGUGUAAGGUUACCAAGAGCAAAACGUGGAAGGACAUCGCCGGCAUGCUCGGGAUUGGGGCGAGCAGCAGUGCCGCCUACACGCUGCGCAAGCACUACACCAAGAAUCUGUUGCCGUUUGAGUGCAAGUUCGACCGUGGCGGUAUCGAUCCGGGCCCGAUCAUUGCGCAGGUCGAAGCCGGUUCGAAGAAAAAGUCUGCCAAAACGACCUCCGUUCCAUCGCCGGGAUCAUCGAAUUCGCAAGACUCGUUCCCAGCGCCCGGCAGCAGUAGUGCCUCGAUGGAUGGCUACGGACCGUACCCGGGCAGUGGCUAUCCGCCCGGCUCCACGCCGGACUAUGUGCAGCAGCAGCAGCAGCAGCAGCAGCAGGGUGCUGCCGGUGGCCCACCGGGUGGUCCACCGACGCCCGGUGCCCCAGCGGGCCCGGGACAGCAACAGCCGCCACAGCCCCAGCAGAGGCCACCCUCGCAGCAAAGUGGCACCCAGUCUCCUCAUCCAGGUUCAGCACCGCCUGCCUCUGGCGAUAACAUUAGCGUGAGCAAUCCCUUUGAUGAUCCCGUGGGUCCACAGCGUCCCCCGUAUCAGCAGGGCGCUCCCUAUCCACCGGUUUCACGUCCCCAAGGUGCUCCUUACCAGGGACAGCCGGGUGGUUACGGGCAGUACGGUGCCCCAGAUCAGUACGGACCGGGGGCGGGCACACCGCCCGGCCAGUAUCCACCGCCGCCCGGCCAGCAGGGACAGUAUCCUCCAACGAAUCGGCCGCUGUACCCACCGUACGCACCACCGGAAGCCGGAGAAGGAUCUCUCUACAGAGGCACACCACCAUCGUCGGCGGCCCCCGGACCGCCAUCGGCAGCCGAUCCGUACCGGGGCUACGGCAGCUCACCCUACCCGCCGCCACCGCAGCAACGAGCGUACCCGCCGCAGCAGCAGCCAGUCGUCAGUGCGGCCCCCGGCGUUCCGCCCGCUGGUACGCCUCCGAUUCCGGGCCAAACGGGUGGUGCCGCCCAAGGGCAGGUGCCGCCGGGAGGAGGACCACCAUCUCAACAGCAGCAGCAACAGCAGCAGCAGCAGCAACCGCAGCAAGCGCCGCCUCCGCAGCAGCAACCGGGCGCCCAGGGCCAGCCGGGUGCACCGGGCGGAGGCUAUCCGGCACCGGUCGGUCAGCCAGGCGUGCCACAGUCGGCCGCCGACUACUACCGACAGCAGCAGGAACAGGCUCUUCCCUACCCACAGCCCAACCAGCCCCGGCGCCAUCCGGAUUUCGAAAAGAGCCAACAGCCCUAUCCUCCCUACCAGCAGCGGCCUCAGAUGUAUCCAGGUGGAUGGCAGGCAGGUCCUGGUGGACAAUACCGUGGUCAGUAUCCUCCGCAGAGCCCCCAGCAGCAGUGGGCGCACAAUGGUCCCCGGCCGAGCGGUCCGCCCGGUCCGCCCGGUGCUGGUGUCCCGCCCGGUGGUCCGCCCGGUGCUCCCAGUCAGUGGGGAGCGACCGCGGAUGUGAAUCGUUACCCUCCCAGCCAGCAACAGCCACCAUAUCCGACGCAUCAGCAGGGACAGCAGCAGCCCUGGAACCAGAUGCCACCGACGUCACAGAACUCACCGAUCCGGCCACCAAUGCGCGGUGGCAAACCGUACCCUCCGAUGGCAGGGGCCGGUGGUCCGGGUGUUCCGGCGCCGCCCGGCACGAUGCCGGGAAUGCCACCGGCUAGCAUCAACACACCGCCGCAACCGCCGGGCGUUGUCGGUGGUCCGCCAGGAGCGGCGCCAGGAGCCGCCGGUGGACCGGUCGUGCCCGUCAGUGGCGGUCCGCCCGUCGUUCCCUCCCCCGGCGGCGGCGUAGUAGUGCCCGGUAGCGGUGUUCCUUCCGUGGCUGGCAGUGUUGGCAGUGCCGCCGGCACGCCAGGAGCAACGCCAGUCCCGAACGCUUCGCCCGCGGUUGCCGUCAAAACGCAGCCAACGGUGCAGGGCGGCGGUGGCCAGGUGCAACAGGCCGGUCCGAACUUCCCGCCCGCCGGCAGCGGCGGUGUCCAGCAGAAGCGGGACAUCGUGUUCCCGUCGGACAGUGUGGAGGCGACCACGCCCGUACUGUACCGGAGAAAGCGCAUCACGAAGCUGGACAUCGGGCAGACCGAUGCGUGGCGGAUAUUCAUGGCCCUUCGGUCGGGGCUGCUGGUGGAGAGUACCUGGGCACUGGACGUGCUGAACAUCCUGCUGUUCGAUGACUCCUCCGUGGCUUACUUUGGCCUAGCGCAUCUGCCGGGGCUGCUGAAUCUGCUGCUCGAUCACUUCCAGAAGAGCUUGUGCGACAUGUUCGAGAGUGGCAAGCGGGAGGGCACAACCAAUCGGUUCAGCGUUGAGGGCUCCGAUCGGGCCGCUCUGCUCGACCAGAUGCGAGAUAUCGAUGAGGAAGGCGAGGAGGCGCAAAGGGAGGAAGAGGCGACGGGUAGGAAUAGAUCGUCGUCGAUCGCCGUAACCACUACCACUACCGAAACGACCAUCAAGCUAGAGCCAGCGUCACCGAUGAUGACAACGACGAUGACGACGACCACCACCACCACCAUGAUUAAGCAGGAGAAGCUCGAGAAUGGUUUACCAGAGGGGGGUGAUGCGUCGUUGCACCAUAACGGAACGCGCGAUGGUGGUGAUAGUAAAGCGGCCAGCAACGGCACCGGCUCGACGAUAGACAGGCGAAGAAGCGCCCAGUGCUAUGCGCGACGCAACAUCAAACGGUGCGACUCGAGCGUGGAGCUCGACCUGGGCGCGGUCAAGAACCCACCGAACCCGGAGGAGCGCACCCUGAUACUGACGUCGACCACGAACUACACGAUGACGUCGCGCAAGGGCCGCCCGGUGAAGAUCCAUCCGGCGGAGGACGACGUGUUUGUGCUCGACCACCGGCGCGACUGGGACCGGGCGUCCGACUACCAGUACCAGCGCGACACCGAGGUCGGGGGCGACCCGUGGACGGCCGGCCACACCGAUCCGGACCCGCACGACUACAUCAUGGAUACGUUCCGGGCCGAGUUUGUGAACAUUCCAUUUGCGAAGUACAUCAAAACCAGCGCCAAGUACGCCGAGGCCGCCAAGGCGAACGGUGGUCGGAACGGCAAGCGGAUAGCGGCGGCCAACAAUAAUAACAAUUGCAGCAACAAUAACAACAACAACAACAACAGUGUAAAGUGUACAAGUAAAAACGAGCGCGAAGAGCCGCAGCAGGAGAACGCCGCGGUCGAGAAUAGUGCCGCCGCUGCGGCUACGACAGCGACGGUGAAAAACACGUCCGACGAAGCGCCGCCCACGUCGAUGGAGGUGGAGGAAGAGGAAGAGCUGCUCUCGCCGCCGAAGCGAAGGAAAGAGGACCCGCAUCUGUCGCCGGCCGCUACGCCGACGUUACGCACGCGCAAAGAUCACCACAUCGCCCGGCUGAUGAAUGGCGAGAGUGGCGAGGAGGAGGAGGGGCAAGCGAAGGAGAAGAGUGAUAGCGGCCUGGUGGACAAAGUAGUUAAGAACUGUAUAGUGAAGAAAGAGAAGGCAGCAGAGGAGAAGGAAGCGACCGAGACGGGCGACAAAACGACUGCCGCCGGCACAAAGGGCGGCACCGCACCGGCCCCGUCGCCGAUGGAUGCGGACUGUCGGGAGAUCGACAUGGAGCUGGAAAAGUCCUCGACGCUGUCGAACGGGCCGCAGGAAGCGGGAGCGAAGGAUCACCGGGACGGCAGCGAGUCUCGAACGUCGACCACGCCUGACCCCGAACAGAAGAAGCUGCCGAAGGUGGAAGCAAAUCAGCCGCCACCGUCCCCGUCAGCUGCUUUAAAAUCCUCCGAAGAAAAGAUGGAUGUCGAUGAAGAGGCAGCAGCAGCAGGGGAGCAGCAGAAGGAGGAGGACAGUGCGACCACGACGUCGGCGGAGGUAGCGACGAAAGCGUUCGACAUUGCGGAAACGGUACGCGAUCCAGCGCGCGUGCUGAAGCGGCGCCGGAUGAGCGAUUACGAGGACGAGUGCUACACGCGGGACGAGGCGAGCCUGUACCUGGUGACCGAGGGUCAGGAUGCGCUGGCGCGGCGCUGCGUCGCCAUAUCGAACAUCCUGCGCAAUCUCACCUUCCUGCCGAACAACGAGACGGAGUUCUCGAAAUCGUCCCGCUUUCUGGCGAUACUGGGCAAGCUGCUGCUGCUCAACCACGAGCACCCGCUGCGCACGAAGAAGACGCGCAACUACGACCGCGAGGAGGAUGCCGACUUCUCCGACUCGUGUAGCAGCCUGCAGGGCGAGCACGAAUGGUGGUGGGACUUUUUGGUGCAGAUCCGGGAGAACAUGCUGGUGGCGACGGCCAACAUCUCCGGCCAGCUCGACCUGUCGCGCUUCGACGAACCGAUCUCGCGCCCGAUUCUGGACGGGCUGCUGCACUGGGCGGUGUGCCCAUCGGCCCACGGGCAGGAUCCGUUCCCGACGCUCGGCCCGAAUGCGGCCCUGUCGCCCCAGCGGCUCGCCCUCGAAGCCCUCUGCAAGCUGUGCGUGACGGAUGCGAACGUGGAUCUGGUCAUCGCGACGCCGCCCUUCUCGCGGCUGGAAAAGCUGUGCUCGGUGCUGACGCGCCACCUGUGCAAGAACGAGGACCAGGUGCUGCGCGAGUUUUCGGUGAACCUGCUGCACUAUCUGGCGGCCGCGGAUAGCUCGAUGGCCCGGACGGUGGCGCUACAGUCACCGUGCGUGUCCUACCUCGUGGCGUUCAUCGAGCAGGCGGAACAGUCGGCGCUGGGCGUUGCCAACCAGCACGGCAUCAACUUCCUGCGCGACAACCCGGACUCGAUGGGCACCAGCCUGGACAUGCUGCGGAGGGCUGCCGGUACGCUGCUCCACCUAGCGAAGCAUCCGGACAACCGGCCGCUCUUCAUGCAGCAGGAGCAACGGCUGCUGGGGCUGGUGAUGAGCCACAUACUGGACCAGCAGGUGGCACUCAUCAUUUCCCGCGUGCUGUACCAGUGCUCCCGGGGGACGGGUCCGCUCACGACGAUGGAGAUCGAAUCGGGCGGCAAAGCAUUCACCGCCAGCAACUCGUCUUCUACUGGAGCAGCAGCAGCAGCAUCGGCUGCAAACUCCACCGCUUCGUCCGUGAUGGAAGCGAAAGGUGGAGCGACGGAUGCAAAGGCUCUGCUAUCUGCCUCCAGCAUGUCCACGAACGGUGGCAGCAUUGCCGGCGGUCCUUCCUCUCCGAGUGCGACGCAUGCAAGUAACAGCAGCGCGUCCACGCCGAACGGCGCCGCCAGUAAUGCGGUGACAGCCGCAACGAAUGGACAGGCGGCAUCGGACGAGUUUGCUACGCCGUCGACGCCUUCGGCCACCAUUGCCGCUAACGAAAGCGCUGACAGUAAAGCUGCCUCCGCCAAUGCCUCCUCCCCAGCCGGACCGAGCUACGAGGAAUCCGGCGCAUCGUCGCCGACCACGCCUGCCGAACAUGGUGCAUCAUCGAUGGCAAACAUGGGCACUUCGUCGCCCGCAGGCAUCGGUACGGAGGUGGUAAACCCUAGCACGGGUUCAGCAGCCACAAACAACACCUCCAACAGUAACUGCAGUAACAGUAGCAGUAGUAACAGCAGCAGCAGCAGCAGCAGCAGCAGUAGUAGUAGUGGGAAUACCGUUCCCACGAGUCCGUCAGCCGUUACAACAGCAGCAGCAACCUCCCCUGCCGCCAGUGUGGCCCCGUCUUCGCAACAUCCGAUAACCGCUUCGUCGUAGUGGAAGCGGAAUGUAUCUUACUGAAGCUCGAUAGUAGUGCUACACCAGCAGAAGCUGUAAUGCAUGUGGACGGUUAACGGUGGUACACGUACGGCUGUUAUCGUCAUGUAUAUCGAAGUUUAUAUAUAUAUACACACACACACUGACACAAAAAGUUAUUUAUAGUUACACAAACAAAAACACACACACAAACACAUAUAUGAAUAUAUAUAUUUAUAGGAAUAUAUAUUUAGCAAAAUGAAAUGGAACACACACACACACGCACGCGUGGCGAUCUAUGAAGGGAAGAAUCAUUGGAUAUGAUCAAAUCAAGCAAAAACACAUAAAAACUCAUACAGAAAAUGGUUUAAAAUUUGCGGGUAGCAUAAUAGUAGAGGCGGCGGCUGUAUUAGAGAACAUGAAAACAUGAAAACGAAACAAACACAUACAACAACAACAACAAAAAGAAGAAAAACAAACUGAAAUCGCGUAUGUAGAGAGGAAAGUGAAAGAGGAAAAUGGAAGAGCAGAAUUAAUACAAAACACACACACACCUGGGGGCGCAGGUUAAACGGGGUCGGUAGCAGGGGGAUACUUUCAUUGGUAGCUACAGUUGUAAAAUGCAGGUGUAGGGGGGCGGUGGGCAGGAGGGGAGUUAGAUUUUAAAACAGCCACAACACAACACAGUAUCCAACUAUUAGACACUGUAACACGCGCCCGGACACACACACACACAAACGCACACACGCACCACAGCUCGAUACACAUUCGAGGACACGCGAGCGAGUGUGUACGAGCAAUGUAAAUUAACAAACAAGUAAUUUGGACUGCAUUUUGUGGUGAAUUUAACGAAACACCCCGCGCGGGGCCUUCUCGCGAAGGACACUGGUGGAACUUGCCUGUGUAUGUAUGCCACCCCCCCCCCCCCCCCCACGUGGACAAGUAACACGUGCUUUCGUUGUGUUUCUUUCGUGCAAUGUGCAAAAUCUGUCUCAUCCUUUAGAUACGAUUAUUGCGUGCGUGUUACAUUGCCUUUAGAUCAAACUGUGUGUUUUUUUUACAUUUCUCUCUCUCUGAAAUACCGGGUUUUUUUUAUUAUGCAUUGUACAGUCAAAAUAAACGAAAGGGUCGAAUGGAUUAAUGCAGCAGCAGCGGCAAGAGCAGUGCUGUGUAUAGCAACAACUUUUAAAACACAUGACAAAUGCAGCUGCAGCAGCAGCAGCAGCAGCCGUAACAGCGCGUAGCUUGUAUAGGAAGAAAUAACGAUUGUUUCGAAGAUCGUCGACGAUCAGAUCAGAUCACGUCGAAUGUUGCGUUCCCAUUUUAGGUCUUCUUUGGUUUUAAUGCCCAUUUUUACCGCUAGCUGAAAAGUGCGGUACAAUAAUAGAACACUAAAAAUGGGAGAAAGAAUAGAACACAAUUACUUUGUGCUUGCUAAGAGAGAGAGAGAGAGCGAGAGAAAGUAUUACGCUACAACAAUUACACAAACACACGUCGUGCGUAAAGUCUACACCGAAUGCAGGGUUUUUAGUUUGUACAGAGCAGUCAGCAGUAUCUUGACUCUUUAACAAUCGAGUUAGAUACGUAAUGUAAAUGGAAAGGACGAGUAGAAGUGGUGUGUGUGUGUGUGCGUGUAGAGCAUGAUGUGAGCUCUUUCUUUCUGUAGAAAAAACACUCCCCGCUGCUGCUGAAAUUAUAUAGUGAAAAUAGAUGAAAAUGUAAGCAAAAUAUACUCUCACUUACAAAGCAAAAAAAAACAGACAGUGCGCAUGGUGUGUGUGUGUGUGUGUCUGUGUGCAUCUUGUUGUCUCCCAUGCGCGCCCCAAUUAUACGAGAGAGAGAGAGAGAGAGAGUGUGGGAAAGAAGGAACUCUUCCAAAGGCGCUCCUCCCUUUGCUAUGACAAACAAAAGAAGGGAUUUUGUGUAAAUAGUUAAGCUAACAAAUAAGCAGACGAUAGCGUAAAUGUGACGUGUGUGUGUGUUGGGAUGUGAAGAAGGUCCGAGAACAGCAGCGAAUUGGGGCAGCAUAGAUUAAUCGAAAUGUGUUACAGCGCAGCGCAGUGUAGUACUACAUAGUUGAUCCAGUUUUACAACAAAAUGCGGGGAAAGUGUAGGAAAACAACAACACAACAACACGAUUGUGUGUGCGUGCGUGCGUGCGUGUGUGUAUGUGUGCGUGUGCUCUGUAUUGCGCCCGAUGAGAUAUUGUAUAGUAAAGUAAUUAGUAAUUGUGUAUAACGCUUAAGAACGGGAUAGGUGCGUGCCGUGUGUAUGAUGUACAUAUAUGGAUAAUAAGCAGUAAAAGCAUUAUUUAGGUAUGAGCGUGUGUGUGCGCGCGUGCAAGAGGGAAAACCAGGAAUAAAAAGCAGGACAGCGCAUCGUUGAGCUUUUGAUGAUUAAAGGCACUGUAGUGCACUAGUAGUAGUAGUAGUAAAGGUAGGGUAGUGUACUCUAGCAAAGUAAUAGCAGGUAGUAGAGAGUGAGUAUAGAGUAGGCGAAAAGACACGCAACGCAACAUUCCCGUGCUGUGUGUAAGGAGGUGGGGACAGGGAUAACAGGCACACAACACACCCUGGCUCUCUCUUUCUCUCUCGCUCUCUGUUUCCGAUCGCUUGUGGUGGGCUUUCGGCGAUGAGAGGAGCGUUGGUGAGAGCAAAUCCUCCCUCCAAAACAGUGCGUUCUUGCGCGUUCGGCUGUCGUCUUGGAGCAGGGUGUGAUAAUCCAAUAGAGAUCGUGUCUCAUGGGUGGUGGUGGUGCUUAUGAUGAUCAGCCCCCGGCUCCACUCCUGUUUAAGCCCGUUUGUAUGGAAAAGAAUCUCUGCAAUGUUUAACAUUAUUCGUUGGUCAUUCUGUGGCGUGCGGUUUGUGCUGUGUACAGAAGGCUGGGUAGCAAGGAUCAUGCUUUUUUUUUUACCACACACACACACACUCACUGUGAUUUUGUUAGAACCCCCCUUUUUAAAACCGGAAAUGAGGAGGAGAAGUUGUCCCCGUCGCUGUGGUGUGUAUGCACGUGCAUUGUGGUGUAUGUAUGUGUACACACACACACACAGACACUAUGGUUUACUUUCCUUUCAUUGCUAUUGUGCUUGGUCGGGGUCGGCGCUGUCUGUCUGUACUGUAAAUGUUCGCUUACGUUGCGUUAAUCACUCGUAAAGCAAAUGUGCUGUUUGUUGUUGUUGUGUGCUAGAUUUGUGAGGAUAAAAACAAUAUUUGCUUCAUAACGAGGAAAACCAAGAAACGCUAAAAGAAGUUGUGUGUUGAAGCAUCGAACUCUAGGGAAGUAACGGGCCGAGAAGCGAGAAGGAUUCAAGAAGCAGGACACACAUUGAUAAACACACACACGCGCACGCGCACACGCGCAGGAAGCUUUAUUAAAACUGCAAAAUGGAUGAUGUAGUAGAAGGAGAACCACGUGGUGGGUGGGGUGGGUUUGUCAUCAACUUGCGCUUGACGGAUAGUAUGGAGUGGUUUUUGCAGAUUUAUUUGGAAAAUUCUCCUCCACCCCCCUACCUGUCUGUCUCUGUGCCCGUAUGCUGUAUGUCUUGUGUGUUGAGGGCGCAUGAUCGUAUCGGCAUGAUUGUCGUGUUUGUAUAUGUGAAAUAGUAAAGUGAGUGCUUGUGCUAAGAUGAUUAGUUUAAGAACGAUAAUUUAAUUACCCUUGUAGGUUAGUUAUAGCGGGAGGGGGGAAAUAUGAAACGAACGUGCAAGUGUUGUACGUACAAUUGGCAUUGGAGACACAAAAACAGGAUGCAACAAAAAAAAAAAACAAAAACAAAAGAAAACAAAGCUGUACACAAAUAAGUUGUAAUGAAAACACACACAAAAAAACCACGCGGAAAGAGUGUGGUGUGCACUAAAUGAAGUUAAAAUCGCUUUGUGUCUUUUAAAAAUGUAAUCCCUUUAGGCGCAUGCAUAGGAGAGCACCACGCACACACACAGGGCGGAUGUGUGUGUGUGUGUGUUGGUGUGUUGUGCAUUGGAGUGAAUUUCGGAGCGUAUGUGAAUCUGUGGGCACACGCGGGGGAGCGUUUGAGAGAGAGAGACAGCGAGAGAGAAACACAAGUUGCAAAUAUUUAUUACAAAAAGAAGGAUCAAAGCAGAGAUCAUACAACAACAACAAACAAACAAAAGCACAUACAGACAAGCGGUGUAUAACUAUUAUUAUUAUAUAGGUAAAGCAAAGUGUAGUAGAGAUAAAAGUAGAAAAACACAGUACGUGCACACACACAACAAACAAACAAACAAACAAAAAACACGCGUACUCUUGUGGACUUGGGUGGGUUUAGUAGUAUUCUAGUGAAAAACAGAAGCAAACAAAAGUGGAGAAAAAACAUACAAUCGCACACACACAUAGAGAGAAACACUAAAAAGGAAGAGGAGGGAGAAGGGGAGUGGUAGUGUUAGUAGUACUUUCGCUUUGAUUGGUGAUGAUUGUAGAACCGACAACUAGGAAAGAAAGAGCAAAAAAAUGGAGGAAAAUGUAGAAAAGUUCCCCUUUGCAAAUUGUAGGAACAAUAGAGAAAAUGUGUGACUGCGCGUGUGUGUCCGUGAAGCGCAAAAGAAUAGGGAAGCAAAAAUCGAUAACAUAGAGCGUGGGCGACUCCACGUGCAAGAAGAAGGACGAUAAAUAGCAGGAAGGUGAGAUGAGUGAAAACAGACGAAUGAAUGGGACGAAAUGAAUGAACGAAUGCCACCAAAACUGGCAGGCGAGAAUGAAUGGCUGUGUGUGUCAGCAGCAGCAAGCACACCCAGAUAUGGUUAAGGUGGGAAAAGGAGGGAGGGAAAAAACAGCUGUAAUAAUUUUACGCCUAACAAGUCCUCUAAUAUGUGUAUAAUAGUAUACGCGCGGUGCACUAGAAGAAGAAGUAGCAGCAGCAGCAGAAGCAGCAGAAACAAAGCGGGAAAAUUGAUAAAGCGCCCCGGGAAUUGUGGAUGUUUGCCCCUUAUAUGUAUGUAGAAAACAAACAAAAACACACACACACAAACAAUUGAUAACAACCGAAGAAGGGAAAUGCUUGUAGUAGAAGGGGGGAAGGGUUGGGUGCGCUGUUACGCGUAGUGUGUGGAGAAGAGCAAAGAGGAAAGUCUUUUCUCCAUCCGCAGGACACAAGUAUAUAACUAAUAAAAAAUACAGCAAAAAAAAACAACAGCAGUAAACUGGCAGAUGCCCACAUACAUACACACACACACAUACACAGAUACCCGUGAUUCCUGCGAAGAAGAAGAAGAACUGGCAAAAACAAACGUGUAGAGUGCGACACUGGAUAAAGAAGGAAUUAUUAAAGAUGCACACACACACACACACAUGCAUGCAUAUUAAUACACACACACACUAUACAUGCAGGGCAAUGCGUGAAGAAGAGAACUGUUGUGUGCAGGAAGGUGUGUGUGUGUGUGUGUGUGGGUCAGCGAAUGAAAGGAAGAAAAAGGAAGAAGAAAAAAAACAAAGUAUAUUACGGAAAAGAAAAGGAGAAAAUAUUUGUAAUUACUAUUAUUGAUACAUAAAAGUAUAAAUACACUUAGUUUUUUUAAUUAAAAUAAAAAUUGAGAAAAAAUGAAAAACUUAAA